Molecule: messenger RNA, 2795 nt
Organism: Hevea brasiliensis (rubber tree)
Lineage: Eukaryota; Viridiplantae; Streptophyta; Magnoliopsida; Malpighiales; Euphorbiaceae
Product: kinesin-like protein KIN-7N
Exons: 18
Coding region: 45-2603 (852 amino acids)
Biological process (GO): microtubule-based movement
Molecular function (GO): microtubule binding; microtubule motor activity; ATP binding
Source: RefSeq, a predicted model, not a curated record
AGGCAGUCAGGUACAUUCAAAUCAAGCAAAUCAAAAAGAGAGAAAUGGAGAAGAUCUGCGUAGCCGUUAGAGUGAGACCUCCAGUGGCCGUGUCUCAAGAGAUCUCCAAUGGAAAUCACUGGAGGGUCGAAGAUAAUCACAUCUCUCUUCUCAAGUCUGAUGGCACCCCUAUCUCCGGCGUAUCUUAUGCUUUUGAUCAUGUAUUCGACGAAAGUUGCACAAAUGCUAGAGUUUAUGAGCUUCUUACCAAAGAUAUCAUCCAUGCAGCUGUCGAGGGUUUCAAUGGUACAGCAUUUGCUUAUGGACAGACUAGCAGUGGCAAGACUUUCACCAUGAAUGGUUCUGAAACUGAUCCAGGCAUUAUUCAUCGGGCAGUUAAAGAUAUAUUUAACAAAAUUCAGAUGAUGUCGGACAGGGAGUUUCUGAUUCGUGUUUCCUACAUGGAAAUAUAUAAUGAAGAAAUUAAUGAUCUUUUUGCAGUAGAGAAUCAGAAAUUGCAAAUACAUGAGAGUUUGGAGCGUGGCAUAUUUGUUGCUGGCCUCAGGGAGGAAAUUGUGAAUAAUGCUGAACAAGUGCUCGAGCUCAUUGCCACAGGGGAAGUUAAUCGGCACUUUGGGGAAACAAACAUGAACAUUCGCAGUAGUAGGUCUCACACAAUAUUCAGAAUGGUUAUUGAAAGCAAAGGGAAGGAUAGCAACUCUUCAACUAAUUAUUCAAGCAGUGAUGCUAUUCGAGUCUCUGUUUUGAAUUUGGUAGAUUUAGCUGGGUCAGAGAGGAUUGCUAAAACUGGAGCUGGUGGAGUGCGUCUGAAAGAAGGAAAGCACAUAAACAAGAGUUUGAUGGCUCUUGGUAAUGUGAUAAACAAAUUAAGUGAUGGUCCAAAGCAAAGGGGGCAUAUUCCUUAUCGUGAUAGCAAACUAACCCGUAUACUUCAACCUGCUCUCGGUGGUAACGCCAAAACUUCAAUUAUAUGCACUGUAGCUCCAGAAGAGGUUCACAUUGAUGAAACAAAAGGAACUCUCCAAUUUGCUAGCCGAGCCAAACGCAUCACCAAUUGUGCCCAAGUGAAUGAGAUUUUGACAGAUGCUGCCUUACUGAAACGGCAGAAGUUAGAGAUAGAAGAGCUACGCAAAAAACUACAGGGAUCUCGGGCUGAAGUUUUGGAGCAAGAGAUCUUAAAAUUGAGAAAUGAAAUGCUGAAGUACGAACUAGACCGGGAGAAACUUGAAAUGCAGCUGGAGGAAGAGAGGAAAUCACACAAGGAGCGGGAUCAAUGCAUCAGGGAGCAGCAGAUGAGAAUUGACAAUCUCAGCAAUCUAGUCACAUUUCCAGAGUGUGAUAAGAAUGCUGGUCAGGGCCAGAAUUCUGGGAGUCAAUGUAGCAAGGAAGAAUUCAAUGACAGCAGUAGUAUAACUCGAGAAGACUUUUUCAGAACCCCUUCUUUUAAGGCAGCUCCAAAUGCCUUCGUUGCCAAAAGAUCCAAUUAUUCAAGGCAUACCGAUUACAGUCCUCUUCCAGAUACUCUUAGCAAUGUAGCUGAUGAAGACACUUGGUUGAAAAUGAAUAAAGGUUACAUAGCCGACCUUGAUUCAAUUCAGAUGACCCCUGCAAGAAAAGUCCAAUCCUUUCCAUCAAGUGACAUGACUCCUGGCUUAUCAAGUGAUAACCACAGAAAGGAAGUAGAGAAUCUUACAAGACAACUAGAACUCAUCACUGAAGAGAAGAAUGAACUCGAGAGGAAGCACUCAGAACAAUCAUUGUUAAAUGAGCAUUUGAUGGAGGAGAUUUCAGAACUGAAACAAGAAGUGUUAGUAAUUGGAGAGAUUCCUCAAAGGCUGGGCAAAUCUGUGGCCCACUGCAAAGAAAUUUUGAAGGAUCUUUUGUUAACAAUGCAGAGUUUUGUACCUGAUGAUGAGUCUUCUACUGCAAAAUUGCUCUCAAGCACAAGUGAAAUUGUCAUAAGCCUUUUCUCAAAUCUUGAAUCUUAUUUGUUUAUGGACAAGGAUAAUCAUGAAUUUUUUCCAAGAAAUGAUUCACUGGUCCAAGAGCACUGCAAAGUGCUUUCUGAGAGCAUAAGAGGCACAAUUACAUCCCUGGUAGCAUCAGAGAAAUUAGCCAUUGAGAACAAAGAAGUGAAGAACACAAUAUGUGGCUGCCACCAUAAGGGGUCCACUCAGGAAGGAGAAACUGCUUCUUCCAAGGAGAAACUAAGCUAUGAACUUGACACUAUCAAGGAAAAAUACAAUGAUUUGGAGAAAAAGCUGGAUCUCAAUGACCAGCUUCUGGAGGUUUCUAGAGAAAAAUACACUAGCUUGGAAAGAGAACUUCAGCUUUUGAAAGAAGAAAGGGAUUCCCUGCUUGAAAGAGUCUCAGAAUCAUCUCAAAAGCUUGCACUUGUUACUGACCAAAAGGAAAAUACUUUAAAAGAUUUGAACAGUGAAGCACGGAGAAGAAAAGAUCUUGAAGAACAGAUUAAACAAUUCAGUGUUGCUUUUGCUAGUCGGCAGAGAUCAUUUACAUCCUUCCAAAGUGAAUUUAAAUCCAAAAUUGAGAAAUUGAGAAGCCUGGAUACAGUUUCAGCAUCCAAAUCUCUUGGAUGUUGAAAACCAUAAUAGUUUGUGGUUUCUUUCCAUUAUUUCAUGUGUUCUGCACGUUCUUUGUUAUGUAUUUAUCUGGAAUUCUUUGAAUGUAAUCCUCGAUAUACUCAGAAGUCUUGUGUUACCUGUCUUGCUGUAUCAAACUUGAUUGACUCGUCAUAUUUUACAUCAUAAUUGCAGUGGUAGGCUAUGUUACUG